This is a messenger RNA of Perkinsus marinus ATCC 50983, 4438 nucleotides long. Its product is annotated as Multidrug resistance-associated protein, putative. Gene Ontology annotation, molecular function: ATP binding; ATP hydrolysis activity; ABC-type transporter activity. Gene Ontology annotation, biological process: transmembrane transport. Gene Ontology annotation, cellular component: membrane. NCBI's taxonomy places the organism in Eukaryota, Perkinsozoa, Perkinsida, Perkinsidae. The transcript has 28 exons. Bases 1 to 4119 code for a protein of 1372 amino acids. The record is from RefSeq and is a predicted model, not a curated record.
AUGCCUCUCACAGGGACCGAUCUUGAAGCGCCCCUACUGGCUGCCGCAGACCACACUGGAGAGGUGCCCAGUGGAGGAGGAGUCGAGGAAAAGCCGAGUGGCGGGCAGAGGAACCCCGAGGAAGCUGCGAGCUGGUUAUCGGACCUCACGUUUGGGUGGAUGACUCCGUUGCUCCGACUAGGAUAUAAGCGGCCGUUGAUGGAUGGGGACUUGCCCGAAUUGGCAUCGUAUGAUCGUGUGGACCCCAUAGUCAACCGGCUCGAGACUGAUUUCGAAAAGCGAAAUCAGCAUCUCUUCAAGACCUGUGUGGGCAUCUGGUGGUCUCCUAUGCUGAAGGCAGCGUUAUGGAAGACGACCAACGACGGGUCGCAGGUUGCCCUGCCCAUGCUCAUGGGCUGGAUGCUGAGUACGCUCUACGAAGCUGCAGUAACGGGAGAAUGGAGCUAUGUUGAAUUGGCUUUCACUGUCGCCGUCCUUAUGUUCCUCACACAAGUCUUUGGAGCUCUCGGGGAAGCACAAUACUUUCAGCACUCUAUGAGAGUCGGUUGCCAGGUCAGGGCUACGCUUAUGUCGGCUAUUUUCAGGAAGUCCAUGAGGCUAUCGAUCGCCUCAAGACAGAACACUUCGAGCGGGAAGGUCUCCAACAUGAUCAGCUCCGACGUUGACGCCCUGCAGAUGCUAUGCAAUGUUGGCAAUACAGCGUGGAGUGGUCCACUCAGGAUUGCAAUAUCAAUGAUACUGCUGUAUAAGGAGCUGGGCAUGGCGUCGGUGAUGGGUGCAUUGGUGUUGGUAGUGAUGGUACCGGUCCAGAAGAAGAUCAUUGGUUGGCUCUUCUUGAAGAUCAAGGCCGCUCAGGGGUACACCGAUGAGAGGCUGCGACUGGUGUCAGAGACGAUGGAGGCGAUGCAGAUUGUGAAGUGCUAUGCUUGGGAGGACAGCUUUCAGUUGAAGACAGAGGAGGCUAGGGAUAAGGAACUAUCUAAACUGAAGGACUAUGCGGAAGUCAGAGCCUUCAAUAGCUUCCUCAUCAACGCUAUACCAGUAUUGGUAUCGGUAGUGUCCUUUGGGGCUUACGUACUCAUACCGGGCAACCCUCCUCUCACUGCGGUGAAAGCCUUCACAUCGCUAAGUCUUUUCAACGUCAUCCGCUUCCCCCUAAUGCAGCUGCCUAACGUCCUUAACCAGAUUUCGGCAUGCAUAGUGUCGAUCAAUCGUAUAGAGAGUUUCCUCAAGCUCCCCGAGUUGGACGAGUCCACUCGUAUUAGGACCGCAUCCAAGGUGGACGAUUUGUCCCCGACCGACCACUUGGUAGUAGUACCCCAGCAGCACUUAUGGUUGGACAUCAAUGUCACUAUUCCUAGAGAUAAGCUCACGAUCGUGAUAGGAGCCUCGGCUAGUGGCAAGUCUAGUUUCCUGCAGGCCAUCAUGGGUCAGAUGCCCAAGCUGGUAGGAUGCACGAGCGCUGGAGAAGGGGUGGCUUAUGUACCGCAGACAGCAUGGAUAUACAAUGCUACUGUAAGGGACAACAUCCUCUUUGGAGAGCCUUAUGAUGAGGAACGAUAUAAGCAAGCCAUCGAAUGCAGUCAGCUGGCCAGAGACCUCCUCAUCUUCCCAGCAGGUGAUGCUACUGAGAUCGGCGAGAGAGGUGUGAACAUGUCGGGUGGCCAGAAGCAGCGAUUGGCUUUGGCCAGAGCGAUGUACUCUGAAUAUGAACUGGUCCUUAUGGACGACCCCAUCAGUGCCUUGGAUGCAUCUGUAGCUAGAGCGGCCUUCCAAGAGGGUAUACAGGGCAUGAUGUUGGGUCGUACAAGAGUGUUGGUCACCAAUAGAGUAGAGUUCGUGCAUGCAGCCGACUGGGUUAUCGUUAUGGAUGGCAAGGGUGGUCUUGCUGGUGUUGGUACUCCUGCCGACCUCACUGAGAACUGCUCUGAGUUCCGGAGGUUGGUAUCUCUGGCCAAGUCAGAUGAUGCCAGUAUGAAUAACGACAAGUCCAAUAGCAGUUCUGGUGGCUCUGCUACUGAGUCUACAGCGGACAGUAGUGAGGAGAUGGCUAAGGAGAAGGAGGCGACGAAGGCAUUGGUGAAAACGGAGGAGAGAGCCACUGGCGCUGUACAGUGGAGAAUUGUCAAGUUGUAUGCUAAAGCUAUGACCUGGCCUAUCACCAUUAUUGGUAUGUUUACCUCUAGUGAAGGCUUCAGAGUUACAGCAGCCUGGUGGUUGUCUAAAUGGUCGGCUCAUCCCGAGUCCCCUGCUGCCCGUAAUGUGGCCUACUAUAUGGGGAUAUAUGGUGUCAUCUGCCUCUCCCAACUGGUCGCUCUAUUCUUCGGCCAGAUCAUGACGGCUAUUGGUGGCAUCACAGCUGCCAGGAACCUCCAUCGUCGCAUGUACGAUUGUCUGCUGCGUGCGAAGAUGUCCUUCUUCUACUCCACACCUAUCGGUCGUAUACUGAAUCGCUUCUCUAAGGAUGUCCAGGACAUGGACCGUAACUUGGCUCCAUCGCUGACAAUGACGGUGAACUCUGUCCUUACACUCAUAGGAACUAUGGUGUUGUUGUCUUUGUCUGCUUACUAUACGCUCAUAGCCUUUGCACCAGUGUUGUUGGCCUUCUAUUACGUGCAGAACUACUAUAGAUGCACUAGUCGAGAAGUAAAGAGGUUGGAUGCCCUCACUAGAAGUCCCAUAUACAACCACUUCCAACAGACCCAAGAUGGCAUCUCGACUAUCCUGGCAUUCCGCAAGCAGGACGCCAUGGACGCCGUUAAUUCCUAUCUGAUAGACCAUCACAUUCGCUGUAAUGUGGUGCAGAUGUCCAGUAACCGUUGGUUGGCCAUCCGGCUCGAGGCCUUUGGUGGCUUCCUCGUGCUCAUAACGGCGGUCUUUCUGAUCAUGGCCCGCAAUAUUAUCAAUCAAGGCGUCGCUGGUUUGGCUAUCAGCAGUGCCUUGCAAAUCACUGCAGCGCUGAGUAUGUUGACGAGAGUGAUAGCAAUGGCCGAGAACGCUUUCAACUCGGUGGAACGUAUCGUGGGGUACUCUGAAGUGGAACCGGAAGCAGCCUCGGUGGUGGAGAGUAAUAGGACGCCCAAGGACUGGCCACAGGACGGGAAAAUCACCUACAAGAUGGUCACAGCUCGAUAUCGCUCUGAUCUGGCUCCGGUUCUGCGGAAUGUGAGUUUCUCCAUCGCGGGUGGCGAGAAGGUUGGCGUCAUCGGCCGUACGGGUGCUGGCAAGACAUCUCUGUUGCUGACUCUAUUCCGUAUCAUCGAAAUAGAGAGUGGCAGGAUCACCAUUGAUGGCAUUGACAUCUCGACGAUUGGCCUUCGAGAUCUGCGAUCAAAAUUGGGUAUUAUUCCACAGGAUCCCCUCAUCUUUGGUGGCACUCUGCGGUCUAACGUGGACCCUUUCGGCAAACAUAGUGACGAAGAGGUGUCGAAGGCCUUGGCGAGUGCUCAUCUACAGAACAUGCCACUGAGCACGUCUAUAGCUGCUGGAGGGGGCAACCUCUCGGCAGGGCAGAGGCAACUGGUCUGUUUAGCCAGGGUCAUCUUGAGGAAAUCGAAGAUACUGGUCCUUGAUGAGGCCACGGCAUCGCUGGAUGCCCAGACCGACGCCUUGGUGCAGUUGACCAUUCGAGAGGCCUUUGCUGGGUGUACUGUGAUCACCAUUGCUCAUAGGCUUAGCACUGUUAUAGAUGGUCACCGUAUUAUAGCAAUGGACCGAGGACAGAUAGUAGAGUCUGGUAGUCCCGCCGAGCUGCUUUCGAAUCCAGUUGGCCAUCUCACUCGUAUGGUGGAGGAUACUGGUCCUGCGUCCGCCAAGCAUCUUUAUGAGAUUGCCAUGGGUAAAGUUAGUUUGCAAGAGGAGCUGCAGACCCAGCUAGGUGGCACUGCUCGGGCGGUGUCGAAGUCUAUGGACGACCAGACAGUAGAGUGGAGGCCAUUGCCGACUUGUGAGCGUUGUGAGCAUUUCGCCAAGAUGUCAUUGGAGGAUCUCGAGAAUGUGGAGUUCCCAGCUGGGAGCUCGGCAGAGAACGCUAGGAUGGCUCUGAUGGAGCUAGCAUUAGCGGUGGAAGAUGUGACUCAGAGCAGUGGCAACAGGUUUACGGAGAGACCUACAGAUUAGCGAGGCUACGUGGUUACAGUCGAUGGAGAAAUGGACCGAGGAGUUACAUGGCGAGGUAAAGGAGCAACGGAAGAGAUACCUCACGAAGGGUCACUACUUUGUCGAUGGACAGGACUUACCGACGAACUAAUAGCAACUACUAUUAUACCAGAAUUUGAGCUAUGACUCGGCUCGCUCUCUCAUGCUACUGAGGGGGUUUUCACUGAAGGAAGUAUUCCAGCGCCACCUUUUCGGAGCGGCAAAAUGCAACUCGACAUCGGCGGAUCGUAAUUUGGGUUUUAGUAUCAUUAGUGAUUUCCUCAGAGACUGCUACGAUUUC